ACUGCCGCCGGAGAAAAAUCCUCGUAAUCAUCGAAGACAAAUAUAUUUCUGCCUUGUUCUUCUUCUUCUUCAAUGGGUUUGCUUCCCUUUGCACAUCAAAACCCAGCUUAAACCCGCGGAACCAAAACCCUAAUUUUGAUUUGAAAACCCUAUUGAUUUAAUUCACUUGCAAUCGAAGAAAAGCGGCAAAAUUCAAUGUCGUCCUUCAAUUUGUUAACGGCGAUCACCCCAAAAUCUGUAUCCAACCCUAACUCAAUCUCGUUCAUUUCUCAGCUGAACCAGUUUCCCCCAAUUCUCGAAUCUUCGACCCGAAACGGAAUCCGCGAGCUCCGUCCGAUCCGUAACGGAAUCCGUGAACUCCGUGAAAGAAUUGAAUCAGUAAAGAAGACGCAAAAGGUAACGGAGGCGAUGAAGCUAGUGGCAGCAGCUAAGGUGCGCAGAGCCCAAGAAGCAGUAAUUAACGGCAGACCGUUCGCCGAAACCCUAGUCGAAGUUCUCUUCGACAUAAACGAACAGUGUCGAUUGGACGACGUAGAAACUCCGUUAACAGCCGUUAGGCCCGUCAAGAGAGUCGCCCUGAUAGUGAUCACAGCUGACAGAGGACUCUGCGGCGGCUUCAACAACGCAAUACUGAAAAAAGCCGAGUCCCGAAUUGCCGAAUUGAAGAAUCUCGGAUUGGAUUACACUCUCAUCAGCGUCGGCAAGAAGGGCAACGGGUAUUUUCGAAGAAGGCCCGAAAUAAACGUGGAUAAAUUUGUCGAAGGCGAUAGCUUCCCCACUUCGAAAGAAGCGCAAGUAAUCGCGGACGAUGUUUUUUCGCUCUUUCUAUGUGAGGAGGUCGAUAAAGUCGAGCUUUUGUACACAAAGUUCGUUUCUUUAAUUAAAUCGAACCCUGUGAUCCACACUUUGCUUCCUUUGUCCGCAAAGGGAGGAGUUUGCGAUGUGAAUGGGAAUAGUGUCGACGCAAGCAACGACGAGUUCUUUAGGCUAACGACUAAAGAAGGGAAAUUGAGCGUCGAGAGGGGUUCGAUUAAUAAGUCGCCGAAAAUGUUGCCUAAUUACGAGUUCGAGCAGGACCCGGCGCAGAUUCUUGAUGCUUUAAUGCCGCUUUAUUUGAAUAGCCAGAUUUUGAGGGCUCUGCAGGAAUCGUACGCGAGUGAGCUGGCGUCUAGAAUGAAUUCGAUGAGUAGUGCAACGGAUAAUGCUGUGGAGUUGCAACGGAAUCUUUCGACCGCUUAUAAUCGGGAAAGGCAGGCGAAGAUCACAGGUGAGAUACUAGAGAUUGUUGCUGGAGCUGAGUCUCUUAGGGUUUUGUAAUUGGAUUUUCGUUUCCUAAUUCGAUCUAUAUUCCGGUUUCAAAAUUCGAAUUGUUUGUUGAAGCGGUAGCACUCGAUAACUUGUAUCGAGUAAUUUUGAAACUGAAAAGUUGGGUCUUUUGUUUAAUAAGAGAAAUUGUUGUGAUUGAUGGCUAAUUAGAUACAGAAAAAAUAUUAUUUAAA
Erythranthe guttata (spotted monkey flower) is the source of this 1499-nucleotide messenger RNA. Its product is annotated as ATP synthase gamma chain, chloroplastic. NCBI's taxonomy places the organism in Eukaryota, Viridiplantae, Streptophyta, Magnoliopsida, Lamiales, Phrymaceae. Gene Ontology annotation, molecular function: proton-transporting ATP synthase activity, rotational mechanism. Gene Ontology annotation, cellular component: chloroplast thylakoid membrane. Gene Ontology annotation, biological process: proton motive force-driven ATP synthesis. The record is from RefSeq and is a predicted model, not a curated record.